Messenger RNA from Prorocentrum cordatum, 2529 nucleotides. NCBI's taxonomy places the organism in Eukaryota, Dinophyceae, Prorocentrales, Prorocentraceae. The record is from the annotation of a GenBank genome assembly.
AGUGUUCCUCCUGGCUCCGUGAGGCGUCUGACUUCGCCUAUCUCGUCUGGAGGCCACUGGUGCGAGCUCCCCGCCAGAAUGGCCGAGCCUGCAGAUGCCGUGCCCGCGCCGCCGCGGGCUCCCCCCCGGUCUCCGCCGCACGGGCGCGGGGAGCCCCAGCUGCUCUCACCCACGUUUUCCCUCCCAGGCAGCAGCAGGAACAAGAUUCAUGCGAACAGCGCCGCUGCAGCCAGAGACGCGGCCCUGGAUCCGUUCGUCGGCGCCGUGCGCGCGGCCGUGCGCGCGGAGCUGCAGGACUGCCUCGGCGGGCCCCUGCGAGAGGCGGUGCGGACGGAACUUACUGCGGCCCUGGAAGGUUGGCUCAGCCAUUCUGGUGGGACAGCGACCCUCGGACUGGACUCGUCCAGCAGGGUGGGGGGCCCUCCCGCUGGCGCUGGCGGAUGUGGUUCUGCUGCGCUCGCCCGGAGAGGGGCAGAGAUCCCCAGGGCGGAGGGCCGAGUUUCAAUCCAGCAUGAUGACGAAGGUUUCUUGCAGACAUCAGAUCCAGACAGGGCCGCUGAGUCGUCCAUUGAAGACACCCAAUCUCGGGAGGAACAUCCGAUUGAGGAACAUCCGAUUCACUUGCUUGUGCCUACCUCUCUGCGUCGGAUGGGGAGCUCGUUCGGGAGAAGUCUCUUUGACGCGAACGACGGAGGAGAUAACCACGAUGGCUUGCUCGCAAAAGUCAGCGAAAGAUCGAAAGCAUUGUCGGAGAGCCUGGGCCUCCGCACGCGGUGGCUGAAUGAGGAGCCGCCGCGCUCGGGGCGGCUCGCCAGCUUCGUGGAUGGCCCCGUGUUCAAGCUGUUUUUCGGGGCUGUGGUGCUCGUCAACAUCUGGUUCAUUAUCCAAGAUGCGAAUGUUAGGAUCAGAAGCCCAGCCGAUCACAGCAUGCCGGCUGCCAAUUCGGUGUUCUUGGUGCUCUACGUGCUCGAGGCAGUUCUCAAGCUCGCCGUGCACAGGCUCUGGUUUUUCAUCGGAGACGAUUGGAAGGUCAAUCUGCUCGACAUGACGGUGGUCAUCUCCGAUGGUGCCACUCUGGUGUUGGGCACUACGUUCACGCUACGCUUUCUCCCGCUCGUAAAGGUGGUUAAGCUGCUCGAGUUGAUGCACCACUCAACACACCUUCAAGCCUUCAUUGUUUGCAUCCAUGGCUCAUUUCGCAACUUCAUGUGGAGUGUGGUGAUGCUUUUCUCAGUGUACGGGGUAUUCUCACUUUUAUUUAUGCAGAUCAUCACCAGUCACAUCGACGCAAUAGGAGAAACUCUGGAUGAUACCACAUUUGGCGAGCAUUUCGGCUCGGUCGGAGGUUCAAUCACGACGCUUUUUAUGGCAACAACGGGUGGCGAGGACUGGGCUAUUGCGUACACGACGAUUAAGGAAACAGGUGCGAUUGGGAGUUUCUUAUUCUUAGCAUUCGUUGUGUUUGUGAAUUUGAAUCUGCUGAAUAUCAUCCUUGGCAUAUUUGUAGACUCGGCGAUGAAGGUUCUUUCACCAGAUCCAGUGAAGCUUGCCCACGAAUACAUUAGCCGGGAUCAAAAGUAUGCCAUGGAGCUCGUAGACCUCUGUCAAAAUUUGGACCCCGAAGGCUUGGGGAGGCUGACACACUUGACACAAGAGCAGUUCGAGUUGGGCUUAAGCCAGAAGCGUAUCCCACACUUGCUCGCUAUGCUGGAUUUGAAGAAGCACAACAUCAGAAGGAUAUUCAGCGCAAUGGCAGCACACGACGGGCAGGUUGAGAUCACUCAAUUUGUAGAAAUAUGCAUGCUGCUCAAGGGGGCCAGCACCACUUUCGAUUUGCAUCAGCUGCGUGUGAAUUGCGACAUUCGUCACUCAGAGAUCAGGAGAAAGCUCUCAAAGAUCAUCCAGAUGCUACUUGACAUCACUGCGACAGGUGGGCGUCAGUAUAGCCACUCCUCGCUGCCCGCGCCGUCUUCGGUCAGCCACCUGCGACCGUAGCGUGGUCAGAUUCUCGGACUGAUUGACUUCGGCAUGCCGCGCCCUUCUGGGUCGCGCUCGGCGCACUGUAGUCUCACCGCAUUUUGCGUUUCUGCCCUUGCCUCCCCCCCUCCCCCCUUCCGCUGCGGCUGCCUCUUUUGUGCAUGACUCGGGUGAGUCGGGCACGCAGCCUGAUACUUGCCGGCCUAUGCGUUCCUCCUCCCCCUCCUCCUCCUCCUCCUCCUCGCAGAGGAAACACGGAGGACAGCGGAAGAGACGGGAUCAUGCUAUCGUCAGCUUUUUGAUCUCACACAAACUGGUGGACGACACAAGGGCAUCCGACGACACCGGUUGCCGAUGGUCGCUACAGCUUGCUUGCGACACUUCUGCGUGGCACAGAUUGGAGGGACAAUUUAUCACGCAUGCGACGGCUUCUUUAUGAACAUCUCCGGCACCACGGUGUAAGGGCCCCGGCCUGCCCGCGCCGACCCUCAAGGGUCCCGCUCCGGCGGACUUGCGCGCUUCGCUUCGCUUCGCUUCGUUAUUGUCGUCACC